AAGUAUUCUUUGUUGAUACUUUCGUAAGACAGGAAAAAUGUCUUAUCAUGAAAUCUUGUCUGUAUUAAAUAAGUAUUCUUUGUUGAUACUUUCAUAUGAAAGGAAAAAAAUCUUUUCCACAAAACGAACUCCAUCUCAAUAAAUACACUAAGAUUGUGCUAAAUAAAAACUUAUUUCGCUACGAAAAAAUUUUACUUACAAUGGGACUUGGUUCAGAUGAGGCAUGGCUUUAUAUGCCUUGCCCUGUGACUUCAACAGGAUGUGCGUCAAAUUAUCGAAGUGCUAGUAACUGGUAUCAUAGAUACUGUGAAGGAAUGUUAAAAAUUGAUACUUCCUUAGAUAUUUUAUGUGACGAUUGCGGUACUGCAAAAGACUGGAAAGAUUGGCGUUUUAAGUGCGGCAAUGAAAACCACAAAUUUUAUGAAUAUGCCACUGAUGAAUUAGACUUUAUUCACGCUUUGGGUACCGCUAUGAGCCUUAAAGCUCAUAGUCCAGAAAAAAGACGAGUAGUAAUGAAGAUUAUUAACAAAAUAUCAGGUUCACUGUGCUAAGAAGAGAACGUAAGUUAAAUUUACCUUUAUACGCUGGUAUAAAAAAAAUCUAUUAUUUUAACUUUUUUUAUCUAAUUUAAGACGGACAAAAAUUUACUAGUUUUGACUUCAUUAAUUUUUUUCUUUUAAAUAAAUUACAAAUCGUAGUUGAAACACACGGUCUCGUAGUU
Messenger RNA from Rhizophagus irregularis DAOM 181602=DAOM 197198, 721 nucleotides. The record is from RefSeq and is a predicted model, not a curated record. Lineage: Eukaryota; Fungi; Glomeromycota; Glomeromycetes; Glomerales; Glomeraceae.